Gilbertella persicaria is the source of this 369-nucleotide messenger RNA. RefSeq lists its product as uncharacterized. The coding region runs from base 44 to 271 and encodes 75 amino acids. The transcript has a single exon. NCBI's taxonomy places the organism in Eukaryota, Fungi, Mucoromycota, Mucoromycetes, Mucorales, Choanephoraceae. The record is from RefSeq and is a predicted model, not a curated record.
AAAAAAAAAAAAAAAUAAAAAAUAAAAAAUUCUUCUUUAUCCUAUGUCACCUUCUAUUGUGAACAACAAUAACGAGCAAGUACCUUCUGAUGCUGAUUUUGACUUACAGAGUUGGUUAAAAGAAAUCGAAGGUGCUGAAAACCUCAUGACAGAAGUAGAAGCAAAGGCAGAUAACUUACAAGCCAAAGUAGAUGCUCUUUUGAAAGAAGUGACUCAACCUUCUCCAUCUAUUCAAGACACUGCUGAAAAGGAACACAAAAAAAGCGAUUAAUUCGUCAUACUUGUAUGUAUACGCGUAUAUGUAUACCCUCUCUCUCUCUCUCUCUCUCUUUUAAAUAAAUCUUCUUUUCUCUUUUCUCUCUCUCUCUC